AUGGAAAGGACAUUUAAAAUAUUCGAUUUCAUCCUCUCCAUUGGUGGAAUAACAAUUUACGAUAAACGCAAAUGGGAUUCCACGGGCUGGUUCAUCUUUCAAAUCCUGAACGUAGUUCUUGGCUUCCAAAUAUUCAUAUGUGCCCUCAUAUUCGUUAUCACUAACUUGUCCAAUCUGCUCCUCUGCAUACAAGGCGCUUGCAUUUUAUUUACCGGUUUUGUCUUGUUCACCUCGCUAUUCGUGUGUUUCUUCUUCAAGAAAGAUUUGCAGGGGUUUGUCGACGAAAUGGCUUACAACGAUCGCACCUUGGACUUGCCAUUGGUGCAAUAUGUACUGAGUCUGGAUGUGACUUGCGGAAAGUUGUAUGAGCUGAAGUGUCUUAUAAUGGAUUCGCAAGUAAGAAUGGCGCGAUAUGCGGGAAUAUUCGUCCAGAUAUAUAUCGCCAGUAAAUGGAAGUUAUUUGAUAGACUAUUUUCAGCAUUUGAUAUGUGGUUUCCUUGGAGUUUGGAUAACUUCGCCGUGUAUAUGGCUACAUUCAUCGUAAACGCUUAUGAGGGAUACCUUUGUGGUGUCGCUCUGUGCAGUUUAAAAUCAACGAUUUCGCUGUUGGUUUACCAAAUAAUUCGACAGUUGGAGGUAAUAACAUUCACUCUCACAUAUUUAGACGAUAUGAUGGUAGAAAUUACUGGACAGAGGGACCAGAAGUGGCAAAACGCGUGCACCUUGGUGUUGUCUCAAUGUGUCGAUCACUACGUAAAGACGAAACGAUUCUCCAAUCGGCUUAACGUAAUUUGCCAACCAUUCUAUUUGGCAUUAAUCCUCGUCGCAAUAAUGAUUGUAUGCGUGUGUACAGUUAAAAUUGCUGUGUCGCAUGGAAUUACGAUAGAUGCGGUGAAAUAUUGUCUCCACGCACUUUGCUUUAUCGUCAUUAUUUUUUUAUUUUCCUUCUUAGGACAACAACUUGAGAAUCAGUGUGAAAAGCUCGAAGUGGCUGUGAUGGAGAAAUGGUACAUUUACGAUAAAAAACAUAAGGUCAACGUGCUAAUUUUCAAUAUCGCUCUUAGCCAGCGAAUGCCGAUAUACAUUUUCGGAUCCAUACCUUUAUACUUACCUACAUUCACAUGGUUUAUGAAUACAGUAAUGUCAUUUUUCACACUUGUAAUGUCGGUUAUAGAAACAUAA
This is a messenger RNA of Zerene cesonia (dogface butterfly), 1182 nucleotides long. RefSeq lists its product as uncharacterized. Gene Ontology annotation, cellular component: plasma membrane. The record is from RefSeq and is a predicted model, not a curated record. Gene Ontology annotation, biological process: sensory perception of smell; detection of chemical stimulus involved in sensory perception of smell. NCBI's taxonomy places the organism in Eukaryota, Metazoa, Arthropoda, Insecta, Lepidoptera, Pieridae. Bases 1 to 1182 code for a protein of 393 amino acids. Gene Ontology annotation, molecular function: olfactory receptor activity; odorant binding. The transcript is spliced from 7 exons.